Podarcis muralis (Common wall lizard) is the source of this 4721-nucleotide messenger RNA. It is a transcript of the gene SHISA8, whose product is annotated as shisa family member 8. Gene Ontology annotation, cellular component: postsynaptic density; dendritic spine membrane; postsynaptic membrane. The record is from RefSeq and is a predicted model, not a curated record. Lineage: Eukaryota; Metazoa; Chordata; Lepidosauria; Squamata; Lacertidae. Gene Ontology annotation, biological process: regulation of short-term neuronal synaptic plasticity; regulation of AMPA receptor activity.
CGUAGCAUGUGUCUUUAAAAGAUAUCCCAAGCUAUGUUUGACCUCAAACAGAUAUCUAGACUGGGGCUGGUAGUAGCUGUAGUUGCUCUUGUUGUUGCUGUUGUUUUUACACAGCAGCAACAGCAACAACAAUGCUCUAUGACCAUCAUUUCACAGUCGUGCUCUCAAACAUAACAUUGCAGUUGUAAUACUGCCAGACUGAAGUUAUAUCUGUCUGUGUGUGUUUGCUAAGAAGCAGCUCUAGUUCUCUGCAGAGCUGCACAUGUGAAAAAGGAGAGCAAAGAAUCCAGCGCACAUCCAAUUUCCUCCUCCUCCUUGCAAGUAGCAUGCUUGUUUCCCUCAUGCCACUUGUGCAGGCGGCCCUGUGGACACGGUCAAUAAGGAGCUGCUGGUGUCCUCUUCCAUCCCCUCUGGCCUAAUGACAACCUCUGGCAGCGAGCCAGGACUUUGCACAGAGGACACGGAGCACAUUGGAGGAGUUGGCGAAGCUUCUUCUCUGGUCUGCUUUGGAAACUGCCAGGCAAUUGUGGAUCUGGCUUUAAGAAGAAAUAAGGACCACUCUCACUCCUCCUAUGCUCCCUCUCCCUCCCUCCCCUUUUCUUUCUUUCCCUCCUGACAAUCCCUCCCUUUCUCAGUGGUGCAAAGGAUUUCUUUUUUUUUUCCAGAAAGCAGUGUCUCUGAGGAAGAGGGAGCGAAAGCGAGAGAGGGACAGGCUGCUUCCAGGAUUCUGCUCGAGCCAAGAUGGGAAUGUAGUCUGUGGUAUUUCAUAGCGCAGCUUCUCAGACGAAACUAGAAGCAUAGAAUAUUUGCUACGAAAGAAGAAUAAAGAAGAGAAUUGUACAUCUCCCCACCUCCUGGGAUCGCACAGGAAAUUGUGAGGUUGUCUUUUCACUUAGUCAGUGCUGCACAUUAUUUUGAUAUUUCUCCUUAGCCUCAUCCCCCUCUCUCCCUCCCUUCUUUUAACUUCCAACUCCCAUCUUUAUUUCCACCCAUCCCACACCCUUCUCUGGGCUAGAGGGUUUUGCUUUGACUGUGGGGUUUGCGCUGGAGAAAACUAUUGAGGAGGGGCUGAAGUAUCUCUUCUCUGCUGGAAGUGGUAGACGACGAUUUGUGCUGGUUACUUGAGCUUUUAACUGGGAAUUUUUGAAUUCCCUUCUUUGGAUUGUCUGUCUGGACAAAAGAAGAUUUUUCUCCUUUGGGGAAGUCAGUCAGAGAAUAAGAGAGAGACCGUUUCCAUGAUGAGCUGGGGUGGAUUGCAGAUGGAACGGGGUUAUAUUUUUGGAUUCUGUUGCCUAGUUCUUUUGGAUCCAGGACAGGUUUGGACUGGGAAUCCCAGUACCCAGAAACCUGAGCCAGAAGCGCAAAUUGAAGUCAACAGCAAUACCAGCUUUGGCCCCACUUUGGAGGACACUGCUGUGGCCACCACUGAGGCCAUACUUGGGGGCGAUCGGUGCCUUGGUUAUUACGAUGUCAUGGGUCAGUGGGACCCACCCUUUAACUGCAAUUCUGGGAUCUACAAGUUUUGUUGCGGGACUUGUGGUUAUCGCUUUUGUUGCCAGUUCACAACUGGGCGACUGGACCAAAGUGGCUGUACCAAUUAUGACAGGCCAGAAUGGAUCAACACAGGCCAACCACCACCUCAGGUGGACGAGACCCCCGAGAACCCCACACGGGACAAGACCAACAUGAUUGUAUACAUCAUCUGUGGUGUGGUGGCCAUCAUGGUGCUGGUAGGCAUCUUUACAAAGUUGGGACUGGAGAAAUCACAGAGCCCUCAGGCAGAGAUGACCAUGUCCAGGACGCUCACAGAUCUCCUGAAACAGCCAGGAGGACAUGGACCAUCUGACAUCUUGCCAGAGAGCCACAUUGGCAGUGUGCAGGUCCAGAUUAGCGAUGGGUUUUCUCGAUCUCCCAGGAAUAGCACAGACAAGAACCACUUGAACAACGCUGUGGUUAACCCCUCCAGCGUCUCACAGAUUGGGCUGUCGCAUUCACACAACAACCGGCUGCAAAUGGCAAGCACGAUGCCACACCAAGCGCCCGACUAUGCCAAGUAUGCAACUCUCAAGGCUGUAGAAAGUGCUCCUGAGGAAUUCUACAAGCGGUUUCCUGUGGUGGACAUGCCGCCAUCAGCCACGCUGUCCUUCCCUCCCUUGACGCUACACCAGAAAGACGUUUCUCCCUAUCAGGACGGCUGUGCUCUGAUCGGCUUGGCAACACCAGGACAGAAGGCCAAGGUGAUGAAAGCCAGUGCCCACACACUGGCAGGCAGCCCGGCCUUCAAACCAGGGUGGGAUCCCAACCACCCCGACCUUCGACGGCAGGCCUACACCACCAAGCGCCAGUUCAGCAUCGAGAAGCUCCCAGAGGUCUUCAGCCAGACGCCCACCCACUAUGCCCAGCAGCAGCGGCCCUUCUCCACCAACAGCAAGACGGAAGUCACUGUCUAGAGCAGACCUCCUCCUCAAUCUCCCCUCCCUUUGAAAUAUUCAAGCAGCCUGUGAGGUGCAGCCUGCCUUGUCAAGCUGGAGCACCUAGUGUUGACUUGGCAGAGCAACCCCCUCCUCUCGGCUGGCACUGCUAGGUUCUGUGAGAGAGCGAGGGAAUUAGGAAGGAAGCUUGGCCACCGGAGCUGAGGGAUCAUCUGCAGCUCCUAACAGAACUUGCCCAUUUGCUGUGGCCCUCUGAUUUCUGCAUCCUGACAGAACUCGGCCAGCAUGCGUGGUGAAACCGGCAUGCAUGUCGCUCCACAAUUCGAUGCACGACUCUUGUUUGUAGCUCACGUCUUCAUCACAUCGCACAUCCCAGAAUGGUCAGCAUCCACCGGAAACCUGAGGACUCCACUACCGUUCUGCAUGGAGAUGCAUCAAAGGGAAAGUUGGCAGGGUGGUAAAAUAAAAUAUAUCAUUCUUUUCCCCUCGCCAAGAAAGGCCAAGUCAAAGGACAAGACAAACUGCUGCAAUAAUUAACCAGAACAUUGUGUUUGAACAUUUGCCCAAUAUAACAUUCCUCUUCUGCCUUUCCCGGUGGUUAAACAAAUGCAAAAAAUAAAAAUAAAUGGGAAUACAACAAUGAAAGCAGUAAUAAACUGUUCAAAAAGGGAACUGCCAAGGGCUGGAAGAAAUUUUUACACAGUUCCCUUUGUUCUUCACUUGAUUCUUGUCCUUCUCUAGCAAACCUUUCGGUUUAAGGCCAUUUGUUAAUAUUUCUUGUCGCAUAUAAAACCUAUAUACUGCUGACACUUUUUUUGCCUGCCACUCGUCAGAGACUCACUAUCAUGGAUCCUUAACAGGGAUUGAAAAGGGGGGGCAUUGCUUUCUAGGGGAUAUUUCCCACCAAACUCUGAGAAAGGGUAGUGCUGCCUAUCAUGAAGGUACAGGAAGAACUGUGCUGUGAAGAGUGUGGAAGAGUGUGAUUAUGUGUCAGGGGAGAGUGUGACUUGUGCACCUUCUUAGUGGCAUUGCCCAUGGAGCCUUGUAGAAAUGUCAGCCAUAGGUUGGAAAAUCAGCUUUCUUAUUUAAGGUUUGAUCUAGCAAACCAAAAAGGAACCAGUGUGACUGGAGUCGGUGGUUCACCACAAUAGCAGGAGAUGGCUUUCAUUUCACAACACUGAGUAGGAAAUAUGUGUGUAGACUCAUGAAAUAAGCCAGACUUUCUGAUUUGUCAUGGUUUGCAGUCAGCAAGCAGCAUGUUGUCCUUCUCUAUCAAACCACUGUUUGCUGUGCCACCAUUUCUCUCUCCCUCUUUGCUCCUCUCCAGUGCAAGGGGAACAAACAAGCCAGGAAACCUUGGUUUCCUAUUACACCCAAACUAGGGAUUGCGAUGUGUGGCUCCCUAAUAAGUCAUAGUUAGCAAGCCAACAACAAAUGACAUGGCAAUCAUGUCUUGUUGAGGAGCUUGUGUUCCAAUUCAGUCAUACUGUUAGAAACUGGGGAAUGCCCUCUGCUGACAAGGGCCUGGUGGCCAGCCUUCAAAUAUUGGUGCAAGUUCAGUGUUUUUAAAUUGGGCACAGGGUUACUCCUUCAUUUAUCUCAGGGUGAGUACUUAAGCUGUUGGUCCAAGCUCAUUGCCCAAAAAAGCUGCUUCAAUUGGUUUGUCUUCAGACCUUCUCUUACAUAUGCCCUAAAAUCAGUAAAACAAAGACUGUGGGAUUUUGCCUUCUGUGAUCUGUGGGCCCCCUCAUUCUCACCCUGCUCACCAAGUGCUGUGAGUAUACAGUAUGUCAGGUCAUUUUACACAGUUGAAUAUUUAAAGAAUUUGCCAGUCACCAAUUAUGGUAGACUUUUUACUAAGGCCAGACUUAAUGUGUUCCCUCUGAAAUGUUCCGAGGUAGAUUUGCUGGUGUCCCUUAUUUCACAUGAUUAUGUCCUUGUACUAACCAGGAAGUAGAAUGCCUGAAGCACAUUCUCCUGUCCUGUAGAAUAUAUAAGCAGGUCCAACAACAUUUGAUUAAUCCACUAAUGCCAAAUCCACCCGGAAAACCUGCCAAUUAUAUGCCAAGUUCCUACUAGACAUUAAAAUUCCCAGUGUGACUUUGGCCAUUGUCAAAUUUCUUUCUGAGGUGGUCAGGAUCAGAGAUAAAUUUGCAUUAGACAAAAGUCUGAAAAAAGCAUAGUCUUAAUGAUUUGUCCAAGUAGUUUGUGUACUUUUUAAUGUAUUUUAUAUGCACUGAAUUUUGUUUAUUGGGUCUUUUGGGCAGCAAUAAAGAAUUGAUCGAUUGA